UGACUUUAUUCUCCUCAGUAGAGGGCAGUGCAAGGGGUGUGAGAGUUGUCUGUCCUGUGGUCUCUACUCACUUUGUGCUCAUACCUGGACUUCGUGCUCUUUAUUGAGGAUAGGAAUUGGCGGCUUUUCCUUCAAGAUGGAUCAGAUGUCGAAGGUACCACCAAUGCAGCUUGAUGCAGCCAAUGCCAAUACACAGGUUGACCACAUGUGUGCCCUGGACAUUGACUCUCGCCCCUUCUCCCAGCGGCUCUCCAGCAUUAUUUGUACCAUUGGUCCUGUUUCCCGGUCAGUGGAAAUGCUAGAGCAAAUGAUGGAAGCUGGUAUGAACAUCGCACGCAUGAAUUUCUCACACGGCACUCACGAGUACCAUUCUGAGACUAUGAAUAAUGUCCGUAUAGCUGCUGAAAAUUACUCAAAGAAAAUAGGUUAUUCCUAUCCUGUAGCAAUUGCUCUCGACACAAAGGGGCCAGAAAUUCGCACUGGUCUGUUGGAAGGUGGAGCAAGUGCUGAAAUUGAGUUAAAGAUUGGUGCUCAGGUGAAGUUGACAACUGAUAAGGAAUGGUAUGAGAAGUGUUCAGUAGACUGCAUAUACCUUGAUUAUGUCAACAUCACCAAAGUUGUCAAGCCAAAGAACCGUAUCUUCAUUGAUGAUGGGCUCAUCUCUCUCAUUGCCAAAGAAAUAGGUGACAACUUCAUCGUAUGUGAAGUUGAGAAUGGAGGUAUGCUGGGAAGCAAGAAAGGUGUAAACCUGCCAGGAGUUCCAGUGGAUUUGCCAGCAGUGUCAGAGAAGGACAAGAGUGAUCUGUUGCUGGGUGUUAAGAUGGACGUAGACAUGGUAUUUGCUUCCUUCAUCCGUAAUGCUGCAGGAGUGAGGGAGAUCAGAAAUGUCUUGGGAGAGGAAGGAAAGAACAUCUUGAUCAUAAGCAAGAUUGAGAAUCAUCAAGGUUGUAAGAACAUUGAUGAAAUUAUUGAAGAAGGAGAUGGCAUCAUGAUUGCCCGUGGCGAUUUGGGUAUAGAAAUUCCUGCUGAGAAGGUCUUCAUAGCACAAAAGCAGAUGCUAGCCAAGUGCAACAAGGUGGGAAAGCCAGUCAUCUGUGCCACUCAGAUGUUGGAGUCCAUGGUAAAGAAGCCAAGACCAACCCGCGCUGAAGUAUCGGACGUGGGCAAUGCUAUCAUGGAUGGAGCCGACUGUGUCAUGUUGUCUGGAGAGACAGCCAAGGGAGAUUACCCUCUCGUGUGUGUAAGAACAAUGGCAAACAUUGCUCGAGAAGCUGAAGCUGCCUUGUGGCACAAGCAACUCUUCAUUGAACUUUCUCAGCAGGCUCGUUUGCCAACAGAUUCUACGCACACAACAGCGAUUGCAGCUGUUGAAGCCUCUUUCAAAGCCAUGGCAUCUUCCAUUAUUGUCAUUACCACCACUGGUCGCUCUGCUCAACUUGUCUCACAAUAUAAACCCCGCUGCCCUAUCAUGGCCGUGACACGCUUCCCUCAAGUGGCUAGACAGUGCCACCUCUACCGAGGCAUUAUUCCCAUUCACUACACUGAGGAUGAAGACGCUGAACGUUUGGAGGAUUGGAUGGAUGAUGUAAAUGCCCGAGUUGAUUAUGCCGUUGGGUACGGCAAGGAGCGUGACUUCGUCAAAUCUGGAGACCCUGUGGUGGUGGUCACUGGCUGGCAGAAGGGAGCCGGCUUUACCAAUACCAUGCGUGUUUUGUACGUAAAGUAAUUUGUUGCUUAUAAACUCCAAGGGCUGCUUCUGAUAUGUUUGGGUGAUAUGGAGACACGUUUUAAUGCUGAUGUGGGGUACUAGAUGGUGACAACAAAUUAUUGGCCUCGCAUAAAUAAUGCUUUAUUUCAAGCUGUGCACCUAAUAUAGGUUAUUGAUACUACAAAUAUUACCAUACAAUAUUUCAUUGUGAGUACAGGUAGUAUGUAUGCUAACAAACAGCUUGACUGAUUGAAACAUGAUACAGCCUUCCAGCAAAAAGAACUACAAUGGGAAUCCAUAGGUGUGAUGUUCAAUGGUGACCGAAUGUAUUUAGUGAGACUUUGCUUUAAAAUGCUGCCGAAGACUUAGGUACGAUAUUAUUAGUUUAAGAUGAAUUAAAGUACAGUACAGUACAUAAAUAUAUAGAUACAGGUGUAUGUGUCCAUUAUUAAAUCUGCAAAAUAUUAAGACAGAGUUUUGUGGAGUGGAAUACAGUUGAUUAAUUAUUCAAUAUUUUAUUCUCACUCACAUGAUAAUUCAUAUAUCACUGCAUGCUUCUUGAUUUUGAAUCUAUUUUUUUUUUUUUUUCUUGGUAUGAAAUUGAUUCUAUGAAUGUAAUUGAUUGAAUAUUUUUAAGAUUUAUUUUUUGUUAUGGAAUGUCAUUCUUAAUGAUGGCUUUUUAGUUGAAUAAGCUCGUGACUUCAGUUCUGCUUCUCUGAGCUUCCACAGAGUCUGUAGCAUACUUGUGUAUUCCGCUAAUAUUCCUGGAAUACUUCAUUUCCUGCUUUUGUUAUUUUUGGCAUUUUGCAUUAUUUAAUGCUUCUAAAUGAAAUGUAAUACUGUAUGCUAACAGUCAACAUGUAUGUCAUACAUUGGUUCCAUUAUACCAUACCAUGAAAUACUCGCAUUGUUUUUGCUGAAAAUGGUAACUAAUUCUGUAUGUAUAAGUCAUUGUUUUUUGUUUAGCAGUUAUUGGGGUCAAGGGAAAAAUAUGAACUAAUCCAUGCAUGUACAAGAUAUAUAUCUGAAACACACACACACACACACACACACACACACACACACACACACACACAUAUUUUAUAUGUAUGUUUAUAUACUGUACAUGACAUUAAUUCAGUAUUAGUGUGCUUGAGCUCUCAAGGUUAGCAACAUAGCACAGUAAAUGUGAAUCAGUGAGGUAGAGGUGAUUUAAGACCAGGUGUAUAUGUUAAUUUUCUCCAGUAUUAUGUGCAUGCGAGUAUGGAAAGUGCAGAUGGACAGCUGCGUUGCAUUAAUAUAAGAAAACUUUUCCUUGUGUUAUGGGAGUAGCAGUAGACCAAAAAGGAUGUCUUUGUCACAGCUGAAUGUGGGUGAAGAACUUAUUGUUGCUGUAGUUCCUAUGUAGAUCUACUGUUAGCCAGAUGUAUUUAUUGGAUGCUGUAAAGCACCUUGUAUUGUAGGAUGGAUAUGGGAUCAGGAAAGUUCCUUCAUAUAAACUUGGUAAAUUGUAUUUUUAUGUUAGAUUCUCAGGAGUGAUUUGAAAAAUGCACUCGUCAUAUGAAUUUUUGUAUUGUUCCCAUGAUGAUAAUACAGGUUGAUCUAUGCCUGGGUGGGCUAAUCCAUGUUUAAAAAAAAAAAAAAAAAAAAAAACUUUCGGUUUUCGGAAUUUCGGAUAAGGGGUUGUCAACCUGUACUAUAAAAAAAUAAAGUACUGGGUAGUCAUCUUAGCCAAGUACCAAGAUCAUGCUUGAAGUACAUACAAGUACACCAGCUUUUUUAAGGGACAAAAAUAACCAUUGCUUGACGUGCAUUAUUCAUAUGUUUAAGUGCUAAAACCAUAAUUAAAGAGAUGAAUGCUA
Molecule: messenger RNA, 3549 nt
Organism: Homarus americanus (American lobster)
Lineage: Eukaryota; Metazoa; Arthropoda; Malacostraca; Decapoda; Nephropidae
Product: pyruvate kinase-like
Exons: 10
Coding region: 137-1726 (529 amino acids)
Biological process (GO): glycolytic process
Cellular component (GO): cytoplasm
Molecular function (GO): potassium ion binding; magnesium ion binding; pyruvate kinase activity
Source: RefSeq, a predicted model, not a curated record